UAUGUAAUUUUAAGCCGUAGUUUAUACUGCAUAUUAUCUUAAUAGAACAUCUUGUGGUGAUAAAAUUCUACUUAAAAAUUCCAAUUUGAUCUUAAAAAUCUGUUACUUACCAAUUAAUGUCUCUGAAAACUGGUACAUUGAAAACUUAUUAUUGUGUUAAGCAAAAGCAACAAUUGGAAGGUAAAAUUUGAUGUAAAUUUUUGAAUCCUCGUAAAUUUUUUGACUUUUUCGAUAAUCUGAUGUAUCCGCUACUAAAAGAUAAUUGAGUUCAUUGACAUUUGCAAUCAAAGUCAUCAAAAAUCACUUAAAAUUUUUAGCACGAGUUGAAAAUCACAAGGUUUUCAUUACAACGUAAAAACAUAAUAAUACCUAUUACAGAUGAUUAAAAAAGAUAAAUACCUAAAACAAUAUCUAGGUAUAAAUAUCCACAUUCAGUACACUUUAUGAGCAAAAUGUGGCAAAGCGCGUUGAUACUUUUUUUGUUGGUGCUAGAGGCACAAUGUCAAGAAGCCUUCAUUGAAAUUUUGCAAAAUUCGUCUUUGUUAAUUACGCAGAAAUGUGAAGAACAACUUGGAGAAUAUUUUGCAAAUUUUAGUAUAAAUGAGUCUUCAUGGGCACUGCAAAUGCUGGACGCUACGUCUAAAAUACCAUCAGGAAUACUCUCAUUAAAUUUUGGCGAAAUGGGCGAUUUUAAUCAAUGUAUCAAUAUUGAAACCACGACAACGAAUUCAGGUCUUAUCCUCGGUAAAUACUGCUUAGGAUUUAUUAGCAUCAACAAUGCCAAAAAUGACCACAUACUCCUAAAAACUAGCUCUCUUGGAGAUCUAGAUGGCAUUAAAAUAACACAAGUUAUGCCCAUGUGGGCACUGUGUUUGCCAAAUGGGUGCUCCACGAAUGAUACUAAUGUCAUCGGUAACGCUUUUUUUAAUUCAGUAUUUGGGCAAGAAAUUGGAAUUACUUUCACUGACUCUUUUUGCCAAACAGUAAAUGAAGUCAAACCUGAUCUAACUCCUGGUGCAGUUGUGACAAUAGUUAUUUUAGCUUUGUUGUUUAUAAUGGCUUUCGUUUCAACUAUCUGUGAUUUAUACUGCAUAUUCUAUUGCCACAAAACGUGCCCAAUGAUUUUACAAGGCUUUUCGGUCUACAGCAACAGUCAAAAAAUUUUCAAAAUGACUAUUUCCGUUUCCGAUCAACUUCCAUGCUUGAAUGGUUUAAAAUUCAUUAGCAUGAUGUGGGUUGUGGCUGGACAUCAAUAUUCAAUACCUAUGAAUGGUUCAAUUACUAACACUAAAUAUUUAAUGGAAUGGGCAAAUUCGUUAUAUAGUAUGUUCAUAGUUAGUGGGACUUUAUCAGUAGAUACUUUCUUCACAAUCGGUGGUACUUUAAUGUCGUACGGAUUCAUGAAAGCUAAACACAAUAAAAUUCCUUUUAAUUUAUUUCUGUACUAUCUUCACAGAUAUCUCAGGUUAACCGCUCCAUUUGCGUUGGUGGUACUAGUCAGUGCAACUCUUUUAAAAUAUGUAGGUUCUGGACCAAAAUGGCCUUUCCUUGAGAUGUAUUUUCAAAAAAAUUGUCAAGACUACUGGUGGUCAGCUCUUCUAUACGUCCAAAAUUAUGUCAACAUUUCCGAAAUGUGUGUUGGACAAACAUGGUAUCUUAAUAUUGACAUGCAAUUGUACAUUAUUUCACCACUGGUAUUUUUCGCGUUAUGGAAAUAUCCACGGGUUUGUUUACCUUUUCUCUCAUUAUGCGUUUUAGCAUUUAUGGGAGUAAGCUUUUUCGAAGCGUGGGAUAAUCAACUGCCCGCAAUUUUAUCAAAUAUUUAUGGUAAUUCUAAUGACUAUCAAAAUAAGUACUAUCUUUUAACCCACACGAGAUCAGGGCCAUGGGUUAUUGGAGUUAUCCUAGGCUUUUUUAUUUACAAAAUUAAACAAAACGAAAUUUGUUUAAGACUCAACAAAGUUGUGGUUUUUGUUUUAUGGGGUGUGUGCUUAGGAACAUUGUUUGCUUGUGUGUUAGGGGGGCAUAGUACCCUUCGUAAUAAGGAAUAUGACAAGUGGGGUAAUACCAUUCAUAUAGCGCUAGUACGACCAGUUUGGUCGAUUGCUAUUUCCUGGAUUAUUUUAGCUUGUACUGUCAAUUAUGGAGGACCAAUCAACUGGUUUCUUUCACUUCCUAUAUACCAAGUACUUAACCGAUUUACAUAUAGCAUAUAUUUAACACACGUGACAUUAUUAUAUGUGAUCGCAUAUGGUAAAAAAUGGCCGGAUUAUUUUAGUGACUUUAAUAUGGCAUACGAAUUUUGGGGUACUCUUUGGAUCAGUACUGGACUUGCAGUUUUAUUAGUCUUCCUGACUGAAUCCCCUAUAAUAGUUAUAGAAAAAAUCAUUUUUGGAAAUAUAGGCAAAAAGAAGAAACAACUAAAACAAGAUUUAGAAAAAGGGAUCGAUAAUGCUGCGUUUGAAAAAUAACUAUUUUUGCCUACUCAGUGGUAUAAACAAAUUGUUUGUAUUCAAAGAAUAAAAAACAC
Messenger RNA from Tribolium madens (black flour beetle), 2530 nucleotides. RefSeq names its product nose resistant to fluoxetine protein 6-like. The record is from RefSeq and is a predicted model, not a curated record. NCBI's taxonomy places the organism in Eukaryota, Metazoa, Arthropoda, Insecta, Coleoptera, Tenebrionidae. Bases 444 to 2471 code for a protein of 675 amino acids. Gene Ontology annotation, molecular function: acyltransferase activity, transferring groups other than amino-acyl groups. The transcript is spliced from 10 exons.